Amphibalanus amphitrite is the source of this 5022-nucleotide messenger RNA. Its product is annotated as rho GTPase-activating protein 45-like. Gene Ontology annotation, biological process: signal transduction; activation of GTPase activity. The coding region runs from base 507 to 4517 and encodes 1336 amino acids. Gene Ontology annotation, molecular function: GTPase activator activity. The transcript is spliced from 21 exons. The record is from RefSeq and is a predicted model, not a curated record. Lineage: Eukaryota; Metazoa; Arthropoda; Thecostraca; Balanomorpha; Balanidae.
CACCCGCGGCACCCCAGUGGCACUUGCGGUGACCUUAGUGAUUCCCGUGACCCUUCCUUAAUCCCAGUGACCCUUCCUUGACUCAAGUGACCCUCUCUUGACCACACGGACAUUUGUCUGUCCUCACGAAAACCCAUCCAACCCCACGGACUCUGCACUGACUCGGGCCUCCGAUUAAUGCCCCGGGUCUUCCUCUAAUUAUUUAGUCCUUCAUUUGAGCACACAUACCACCACUUGACCCAUUCAAUCUCCACCUGAUCCCACGGGCCUCCGCUUGAUCUCCAGACAUCCAUGUAACAUCACUGGCCUCUGCCUCAUCUCCCUUAUCGCUACAAUGGCGCUGCGUGGACCAACAUUGACUGAACCAAAGCACUCGGUGAUAUUACCAAGCAUUGCCUGAUUUGACUGGUGGUGGCAACCUUCGUCGGUGUACCAAAACUUGUGCCACCACCCGCGGCGUGAUGUUGCCUUGAGCGGCCUUGUGCAGUUGAUCAGGUCGUAGAAAGAUGGACACGCUGUAUAUCGACGCGGUGCGACGUCGACCGACCGCCAUUUUUCGACAGCCGACUCCGGGCAGUGCCGAGGACCUGGCCGCUGUGAUGGAGGCUGCCGGCGUCACUCCACCCGGCAGGCACCAGAGGAAUCACAGCGCCACCAGCCUCGGCAUCAGUAGCAACCACAGUGUGUCGCUGCACAGUAUCAGCAGCGAGGGAUCAGCCGACUCCCACCUGGUCGAACAGGAGGACAUCGUGGCACUCACCCACGAUGUGCGCGCCUUCAAAGAGGCUCUCGGGAAGCUGCGACGCAUCUUCCACCCAGAUAAAGAUAAGCAGGAAACGCUGCGCGUGGCGGCCCACGAGCGGCUCGGCGAGGUGCUACGAAUCCUGCGCACGGUGCUUGAGCGGUACGCACCUCUGCAGAGCACCGAGCUCUUCAUGGCUGCCGGCGCUCUCAUCCAGCAGGUCAAACAGCACGGGUACGAAGAUGAGCGCGCGGACCCCACGGAAUUCUUCGAGUCCAUCGACCAGCUAGCCCUGGCCUUCAGUAGCCGGGUGUCCGAGUAUCUGAUGGGCGACCUGGACUCGUCGUCCACCGUCCUCACUUCAUCCUCCUCCAAAGCGAAGUCGUGCGAGAACCUCGCUUCGGACACGGAGUCGGCCACGGUCGAGUCGCGAGACGAAACCGGCGCAUCCAGCCAGCUGACGCCGCAACAGCUGGACGCCACGCUGCACCGGCUGGACCAGGGCGUCGAGGUGGCCCUGCAUCGCGCCAAGGUCUGGUCCAAAUACGCCAAGGAUGUGCUCACCUACGUGGAGAAGCGGACCGGGCUGGAGAUGGAAUACGCCAAGAACGCCGCCAAACUGGCACAGACCAUGCGGUGUGCGCUGAAGGAGGAUAGCUUUCUACCAUUCCAAUCUAUCUACUGCACGGCUCUGGACCAGGACCUGGAGAACUCUGCCAACAUCCAGAACACCUGUUCCCUGCUGCAGGGGCACAAGUUCAUCGAGCCGCUGGGCGCGCGCAGAAAUGAACACGAACGCAGCAGGAAGCAGAUCAAGGAGCUCUGGCACCGCGAGCUGAAACGGAUGCAUGAAACGGUGGCCAACCUGCGCAAAGCCAAGAUGAUCUACAUACAGCGCCAGCAGGAGUACGAGCGGGCCAAGGAGGUGGCUCUGCGUGCCGAGGCGGGGGAACAGACCGAGGCUAGCCGCACCGAGAAGAAGCGCAGACUGGAGGAGGACGCGCUCGAAAAGGCGCAACAGGCCGAAGUCUACUACCGCGAGUGUGUGCGCGAGGCCAACGAGCGUCACGCCGCCCUACAGAAGGUCAAGGGCGAGGUGCUGACCCAGGUGCGCGAGCUGACGCUGCAGUGUGACCAGACCAUGAAGGCGGUGACGGCCAGCUACUUCCAGUUGCAGCACACAGCCACGGCGCCCAUGCCUGUCCAGUUUCAGACGCUGUGCGAGUCCAGUCGGCUGUACGAGCCCGGCUCGCAGUACACCGAGUUCGUGAAGCGGCUGCUGCCGGCGGCCCGCAGUCAGAGGGAUGUCUCUGCCCCGGGCUCGGCCGCCCCGCCGCCUGCCGCUGCCAUCGGCUCAGGACCGUUCAUGUUCGAGCCCUAUGGACCUGAGGAGCCGGCGCCGGCCAGGGACAGGAAGAGCAACGGUCAGCUGGUGACCGACGAGGCUGCUCGCGUCUCGGACUCGGGCGGUGGUAACGCGAGGCCCACCAAGCCGUGGCCUCCGUCGGUUCAGCCCGCCUCUGACACGGACAGUGUGGGCAGCAGCACCAAGUCUGUGGAUACCUCCCCGACGGCCAGUCCUAUGGCCGCCGAGCGACGGUUGGCGGCGGCCAGCAGCGGCGACGAGCUGGAGACCGAACAGGAGACCGACGGCUAUGUGACGCGGCGGGCCAUGAGCAAGGCGGCGGUGACGCACCAUUUCCGGAAGCUCAUCACACCUUCACGGUGCCGCGAGUGCGACUCCUACGUCUACUUCCAGGGCCUCGAGUGCACGGAGUGCGGCCUCACCAGCCACAAGAAGUGCGUGGAGACGCUGGCCAUCCAGUGCGGUCACAAGCGGCUGCCGCGGAAGAUGACCACGUUCGGGGUGGACCUGUCGCAGCACCUCGCCGAGACGUGCGCGCCGAUUCCGCACUUAGUCUGCAAGUGUGUCGCCGAGAUCGACCAUCGCGGCUGUGGUAUCAAGGGCAUUUACCGCGUGUCGGGCGUCAAGUCACGCGUGGAGAAGCUGUGCCAGGCGUUUGAGAACGGCGCCCACCUGGUGGACCUGACGGACGUACACCCGAACGUGAUCGCGAACGUGCUGAAGUUGUACCUGCGCCAGCUGCCCGAACCGCUUCUCUGCUUCAGACUCUACUCAGACUUCAUCAGGAUCGCCAAGGACCACCCGACCAACGACUGUGACGUGCCGUCUGCGGUGCGGGAGCUCCAGGCGGUGGUGAAGCGACUGCCACGGCCGCACCACACCACGCUCGCCUUCUUGAUGCACCACCUGCAGCGCGUCAGCCGGGGCGCCAACACCAACAACAUGCCGCCCUCCAACCUGGGCAUCGUGUUCGGUCCGACGCUGCUGCGGACGGCGGAGGGCAGCGCCUCACUCAGCUCGCUGGUAGACACGGUACACCAGACGCGUGUCAUCGAGCUGCUGGUCAGCCACGUGCAGGAGAUCUUCGGUCCGGAGGAGCUAGUGACUCCGGCCGACUACCCCCACAUGUACCGGGCCGUGGUUCGACGGGCCACCAGUCGGAUUCAGGAGCGACGCAGCCGGGAGGAGACUACGCCCGCCGCCGACGAGCUGCAGCCGCCGGCCGGCGACUCGAGCCCGAACGGUGAGCAGGCGGCAGGCGCCGGCGGCCGGCCACGCAGCCUCAUCUACCGGGGAUCACUCCGCGACUACAUGGGUCUCGAAUGUGCCAGCGUGUCGUCCAUCUCGUCCAGCCUGGAGAAGAGCGGUGGCGAGGAGCGUCUGACGUCGCAGGAGUCGGACGACGCCGAGCCACCCGCUGCCGUUGCCGCCGCCGCUGCCGUCACCGUAACACAGCAGGACAAACCGGCCAUCGUGAAGAUGUGCCUCAAGAGCUACAUCGGCCUGGAGUCAUUUCAGAGUCAGAGCUCGCCCAGCCUGCUGGCUCCUCCGGACGCUGGCGUCGCCCACCCCAAGCUGCGCAAGUCCAUCUCGGACAACAGCGGCAGCGGCGCCGUGUCGCCUGUCGACGGUGGCGUCUACAUGGGCGGCGAGGUGGGCGCUGCCGGUGGCGGGGGCGGGGGCGGCACGCCGCCCCCAUCCACCUCCACGCGGCGCCGCCCUCCUUCGGCCGCCCAGUCCCUCCCGGAGCCGGCGGCCAGCCCCGCAGCAUCAACUAGCAACCGGCGACCGCACCGCCCACUCGGCCGCGUCGCGGGCGAGCUGGUCCGGGGAGAACGCGUCAGCAGCAUGGACGUGCCGCCCGACGAGCCCGCCGCCCCGGCGGCGUGCCCGGCGCCGGCGCCGCUGUCCAAACUCUCCGGCGAGUAUGUGUCGCCGUACGCGGUCGGCGGCAGUGCGCGCGUCAAGUACCCUCACUAUGGAGGCCGCACCAGCCGCUCUGCCAGCCAGAGCUCCGUGGCGCCGUCGCAGGCCGACCGGCCGGAGCCCGCGCACACGGCGCCACCGGCGGCCGCCGCGAGGGGUGCCGUCUCCAAGUCUGACGGGCAGGUGGCGCCGGCGGCUGUGCUGGUCACCCUGCCGGCGCCGCAGCGGGCGGUGGUGGUGCCGGCGGCGCAGACCGCCCCUGAGCAGGGACCGACGGCAGCUGAGGCCGCCACAGAGCCGACGCCGGCACCUCCGGCUGCCCCCGGCGGACCGACCGAGACGGUCUCGGAGCGAUUAACGAGCCAAACGGCGACAGUGUCGGCGGCAAGGCAGGUGCCGGCGACAGCCGUCAGACCGCCAGGCGCACCAACAUCUCAUUCGGAUGAAGCGGGUUCCUCGGAGCGGUUCGAGAGGUUUGUGUAGCGCGCGCGGCUCGUCGGCUAACAGACUAACCGGCGCGUCACUUUUGUACUGCGUGUCGCAUGUUUAUCUCUCUAGUCACGUGACUUGCGGCGGCCGUGCGGGCGCUGGACGACGGUUCGAGCCCGCUCGCUGCGCUGCAGGGGCUCGGCGCACUGCGAAGCGCCCCAUCUCGGCAUAUGUAGCUCGCUUGGUGCGGGUCGUGAAGCGUAGGUGUGUACAAAGGCUUUUAUGGAGCUGGAACGGCGUUUCAGCGGUGUGUUUUGUAUCUCUCUGCGAUGUGCUGGAGCUCAAGCUAAAUUUCACACGCUGUCUGUGCCGGCGGCGCGGCCUGUUGUGAUACUGCUGACGCGCUGCUUUGUUUUGAAUGUGGACACACGGCGGUAUCCAUGGCAACAGAGAGACGCGCCGCCAUUCGGCGUCGCACGCAUCGACAUGUUCGACAAUCGGUGUUAUCGUAAAGUUAAUCAUUGUUCGAAUUUGAAUAAAAUGUUCCAGUUUUAUGACA